Molecule: messenger RNA, 2145 nt
Organism: [Candida] anglica
Lineage: Eukaryota; Fungi; Ascomycota; Pichiomycetes; Serinales; Debaryomycetaceae
Source: the annotation of a GenBank genome assembly
CAUGGACGGUAAAAUAUAUCUAGGGUUGGACUCUAAGUUGUAUGGCGAGGGCCAUAAGGAUCCAUUCAUCCAAGAUGAAGACAAACUUUCCAUUGCGGAACUUAUCCCAAGAAUUCUACAAGAAAGAGAAUCAUUUCUAAACAUUACCGAGGAGUCCUUGGCUAAGGAGAUCGAAGAAGAGGCCCUGCGUAGUGACGUGGAGGCCGUGGAUCUGGCCACGAAGUUUGAAGGGUCUCCAGAUGAACAAGGUGAGGAAGAAACGGAUGCUCUUGGUACAUAUGAGACUUUCACAAAGAAUAAACAUGAGUUGGCAAAAUUGAUUGGAGGAGCAUUGAAUGAAACCUCGUUAUCUCUUGACUUUGUCUCACUUCUUAUAUCUUCGGUGAAACCAAAUUUGGGUAAAUCGACGAUAUCUCCACUUUUGAGUAAAAAUGUCCCAUUGGGGUCCUUGGCAGCUGAUAGAAUAGAGUCUACGGGUCCAAAUAAUAGUAAGGAAUGUGCAGCUAUUGGUCAAGGUUGGAAGCUUGAAUCGUUGACCAAAAUUACUGAUUCACUUAGAACAGCCAGUAUUCGCUUGAAUGAACAAGUACUUCGUGAAAGAAAUUAUUGGGAGAAUGUCCAUACGGUUUUACAGAAUGGUGAAGUCUUAUACAAGGCCAGGGAUCCUACAACUGGACAUAGAGGCAUUGGAGUGAAAUAUGGAUAUGGGGACUCUGGUUCUAACUAUCAUGAUAAAGGGUUAGCAAUUUUGAAACGUAACAUAGAUGGUAACGUUUCUCUUUUGCCCAUUUUAAACGAAGUAAGUAGUAGGGGUGGGACAACAACAAAAGUGGCCGAAAAGGUACACAAAUAUAUCCGGGUGAAGAUUUUGAGUAAGAUUGACGACGAUUACAUGCUUACAGGACAAUCUGUAUUCAAUUCGAAAAGUAUUCUUGGUGGUAAGGAUGCCAUCAUAAAUGAUAUUGAAAAAGCAAGAUACUUUUUAUUUGAAGAAGAUUUAUUCCAUCAACUCACACGUGAAGCAAAGACCCUUAUCAACUAUAAUGUCUCAAUAAUAUCCAACAAAAUCAUCAUUGAAGUGUAUGAACAUAUUAUUGAGAUUGAGGCUGUAGUCUACGAUGAAAAUAAUGAGGAAGAACUCAAUAACUUGUAUCAAAAUAUCAAUCGAGAAUCUUCGAUGAAUAACAGUAAGGCACAACAUAUUCUUAUAUUCUUAAAGUUAAUGUUGUGUUGUUUCUACAAGUACAACCUUGAUUUGAGAAGAGAUGUCCCCACAGCAAGAGCCAAAUGGAAGUUGGCUAAUUCACAUCCACUUAUUUUAAGACCAUUAUUGGGACAUAUUCGUCAUGAAAUUAAUUUCAAGAACGUCCAAUAUGUCUUGGGUAACUUACUUGCCGAUUUCGAUAAGGAUACAUACAAGAUACGGGCUAAGAAAUAUCUGACAUUAUCACCAAUUGGCGAAACUAAGACUAUUAGAGAUAUAUUUGAAAAGUCCACUAAAUCACCCAAGUCCGAGUUAAAGGUCAAAUUGGUCCAUCCUACCAACGGAAAGGUCUUGAAAAUCGACGUUACUUUGUCAGCCACCGAGAGUUAUUGUAACUUGAUUGUGAACUUGGUGGUCAAUCGAUACAAUUCCUUACAGACAUACAAGGAAGAUAAGGAUUCGUUAAAAUUGCUUGAAGUAAAAGUCACGGAGAUUUACGAUGUUGAAGAAUGUUUAGAGUGGAUUAUAUCAAAGUUUAUAAAUAAAACUUGAUUGCAAUGAAUAGGCAGAAAACUGAUUUCUUGAGGGGAAAACCCUUUCUACUUUGAAGAAAUGCUUAUCAUUUAAAAAUGGAAAAUUUGUCAUAUAUAUAGAAUGUGAACUAUCAUUCUAUGACAAGAUAUUCCUAUCUAAACCCAGAAGGUUAUCCAGAGGGGGAUUACACCUUCUGAAGUACAUUUGAUGAGAAUUGUAGAAGGAAAAAAAAGAAGAGAAUGAAAAUGAUUACGUGUACUUGUAGUUCUACUCGCUUCAAUUUGAUACUAUUCUCACUAUAUUAUACAUAUGUUGUUAUACAUGUAAUUUUAUUUAUACUAACUUCAUGUAGGCUCUAUAAAUCACUGCCGUUGUAGCUUUCAUUUUCUGUUAUUGGGUGUAAGCAC